Messenger RNA from Hyaena hyaena (striped hyena), 4779 nucleotides. RefSeq names its product laccase domain containing 1 (gene LACC1). The transcript is spliced from 7 exons. The record is from RefSeq and is a predicted model, not a curated record. The coding region runs from base 405 to 1694 and encodes 429 amino acids. Lineage: Eukaryota; Metazoa; Chordata; Mammalia; Carnivora; Hyaenidae. Gene Ontology annotation, molecular function: copper ion binding.
GCGGGGCCGCGGGGCGGGGCUUAGGACUCCUCCAGGUGCCCAGCGGGCGGCUUCCGGGCUCCGUCCAGACUCGGUGCCGGGCGCCGCCGAGCUCCCAGCGGACUGCGGGUCUGAGUCUACGUGGAGCGCGGUCAGGCGGCACCGGGAAAAGUGCCUACGGUGCGGGUCCAGGAAGUGCCAGGGGGGCGGAGAGCAGGCGUUGGAGGAGCUCGGGCAGGUGGAGACCGAGCGCGGGACCGGGCGGGGUGUCAUUUCCCGAGGCAGAGGGGACGGUGGCCGUCACCUUCCUAGCCUCUCUCAAUGUUUUUCAAACCUGACAAGAUGAACUUCAGCGGGAGCCCAGUACGGUGAUUUCUUAGGAGGCACAGAAGGCUUCUUUGAAGGGCUGUGUACCCUGUUGAAGCAUGGCAGAAGCAGUGUUGAUUGAUUUCUUUGGUUUGAAAUCGAACUCACAGAGAAACAGCCACCAGGUAUUACUGAAGACAUUGAAUGCUGUCCGAUACCACCAUGCUGCCAAGGCCAAGUUUCUUUGCAUAAUGUGUUGUAAUAGCAUCACCUGUGAAAGGGAUGCGACACAUAACUUUGAAUUGGAAGCAAGCAAUGGAUUAUCAGCUCUCUUGAGAGAAUUUGAAACUGUUAGCAAUCCUAGUAUGGCUGCCUCCUUGUAUACUAUUAAACAAAAAAUUGAUGAAAAAAAUUUGAGUAGCAUUAAGGUAAUUGUACCCAUGCACCGGAAGACAUUACUGAAAGCUUUUAUUGAUCAACUCUUCACCAACGUUUACAAUUUUGAGUUUGAAGAUUUACAGGUGACUUUGAGGGGAGGUCUUUUGAAACAGUCCACUGAAAUAAACACAAUUACAGAUCAAGAACAAGAAGCAAUCCAGAACGAAAUAAAAACAUUUUUGAGAAGCCUGCCAACACUGAAAGGAGAAUUAACCAUUAUCACAUCUCCUUUAAUCUCAGAUAUUUUCUUGCAUGGAUUUACUACAAGAACAGGUGGAAUAUCUUACAUACCAACUCUUAGCUCAUUCAACCUCUUCAGUAGUUCCAAACGGAGAGAUCCCAAGGUGGUUGUUGAAGAAAAUCUGCGUAGGUUGGGGAAUGCUGCAGGAUUUAAUGUGGAGAAAUUUUACCAAAUAAAGACUGAUCAUGCCAAUGACGUCUGGAUUAUGGGAAGGAAGGAGCCUGAAUCUUAUGAUGGAAUUACCACAAAUCAGAGGGGAGUCACAAUAGCAGCCCUUGGUGCUGACUGUAUACCAAUAGUUUUUGCUGAUCCUGUCAAAAAAGCAUGUGGGGUUGCUCACUCUGGUUGGAGAGGUACUUUGUUAGGUGUUGCUAUGGCUACAGUGCAUGCUCUGAUCACAGAAUACGGCUGUGGUUUGGAAGACAUUAUCGUUGUACUGGGCCCUUCAGUAGGACCUUGCUGUUUUACUCUGCCAAGAGAAUCAGCAAAGGGGUUUCAUAAUCUUGAUCCUGAAUGUGUACGGUUAUUUGAUUCACCAAAUCCCUAUGUUGACAUUCGUAAAGCCACUAGGAUUCUUCUAGAACGAGGAGGAAUUCUACCACAGAAUAUUCAGGACCUGAACCAAGAUCUCAACAUCUGUACAUCCUGCCAUCCUGACAAGUUUUUCUCCCAUGUCCGAGAUGGCCUUAAUUUUGGUACACAGAUUGGCUUCAUAUCAAUUAGAGAAUGAGAUACUUGACUGGAUUUUUACACAACUGUUUCCUGCCUCCUUCUAAACCCUUCGGCAAAAGAGAAAUUUAGCUGUUUGAUUUACUUAAAGCUGAAAGGAUUAUAAUGGAUAAUUCAUCUUUAGGUAUAUUUUCAUUAAUAUCCAAAAACCAAAUGAUUUUUAUUUGAUUCUAACAAAAUCUAGAUAAGGAUUAUUCUUAAAGUUUGUUCUAUUUUCUAUGUUACAUAAAUCUGGAAUAGGUCUGCUCAGUUCAGUAUUUAUUGGAUACCCUCUAUUUGUCAAGCAUUGGUAAAGCAUAGGUGAAUCAAAAUAAGUAGUAACUUUUCCCCUUAAGUCUAAUGCAGUGGAGGAGAUAGACACCUAUAAUACUUAAAUUUAAUUUUGUUAGUAAUGGAAGAGUACAGAAGAAGAAAGGAUUAAUUCUAUCUGGAAGGCAGGAUAGUGAAAGUGCUAUAGAGAAUAUGAUAUAUCACAUGGGCCCAAAAGAUGUACAGGCUUUUGACAAAUGAAGAACAACCAUAACAGAUAGAGGGAACACCAUGAACUAGGGCAUGAAAUUGAGUGUGUAACAUGUUAUAGAGAGAGAAAUGUGUAGGCAGAAGUUACUGGAAAAACAGUUUGGAAAGAGAUUAAUUAGGGUCUCACAUGCCAUGUCAGAGAGUUUAGAGUUGAUUUUUCAGGUAAAAAGUAGGCAUAAAAAGUAGGGGAGUGUUUUUAUUUCCUUGGCAUCUAUAACAGGAUGGAUUUAAAUUGCAAGAGAUCAAGGCAGAGGGAAUUAGUUAACAGGCAAAAUAUUUUUACAAAAAUAAAAAAUGAAGCCUAAAUAAAUACCAUGGAAACUAAGAUGGAAAAGAAUAGAUGGAGAAAGUUUUCAGACAUGGAAUCAGAGAUCCUCUUAAUAGAUGAAGACAGGUGAAGAAGAGUGGAGAAGUCAUUGAUGACUCCAAGAUUUCUGCUUGGUUAACUAUCGAGAGUGGCAACAAGAGGAAGAAAGAAGUUUGGGAAAAGGGAGAAGGAUGAUGAGUUUGACACACAGACUAAAGUAUAUACAGAUGGAAAUAUUUGGUCAAUGACGAGAAUACAGCCGUGGCACCUUGGUGGGAGCUGGGAGAAAGAGCUUUAGAAGUUGGCUAUGCAAAAAUGAGGCCUGAGUCCAUUGGAGUAGACUGAAUCAUCUAGGCAGAACUACAAGAUAAGAAAAAAAAGGGGGUUUGAGGGUGAAACCUCUUACAAUACCUGCAUUUGAAGAAUAAGAAGCUGAACCAAUAAUAAUAAUAAAAAAGAUUAAUCAUUAGAAAUCAGGAAAAAACACCCAGAGUAUUCCUAGUUUGAAGAAAGAAGCAAGCGUGGAUGUGAGAGGUACUCAGAAUUUUCAGAGAGAAAACAUACAAGAAAUGUUCAGAGAUGGAAUAAAAUGAGGACUAAGAAGAAACCAGUGGAUUAACCAUUCUGAGGCUGUUCUAUAGGCAGUUGUGGGAGAGUUGGAUUUCAGGGCACUGACGAAGAGGAUGCAUAGGUGUCCACUCUUCUUUGAUAGUAUUUACUAGAGAAGAUAAAGAACUGGGGGGCUAUAUCUCAAAGGAAGAGGUAUUUUUUUUUCUUUUGAUCAGGAGUUUUAAGUAUAUUUGUAGGCUGAAGAGAGGAGUCAAGCUAUUUUCACUUGGGAAAAGUGGUAUAUAUGGCAUGUAUUUUUAAUGUUUGUAGUUACACUGCAUCUUAAAAAUUUUUAUCCUAUUCAUAUGUUUCUUUAUGAACAGGUAGUAGAAUAAUGGAAAAUUAUAUUUGUCGGGUAUUUACAAGGGACUUAACAUAUAUUACCUCAUUUUAUCUUUACAGCUAUUCUGAAAUACAUGGGCCAAUUGUUAUUUUUAUUCAGAUGAGGUAACUAAGUCUCACUGAGGUAGAGUUUAAAAUCAUACAAUUUGUGAUAAAGUAGGAUUUGAACCCACAUCUUGUGACUUCAAAUCUCAUUUCAGAUUUUACAGUUAAUCAAAGCUAUCUAAGUCGAAUUUUUAUUUUCAACUUUUUAUUAAUAUCAUCCUUUCAUACAUUCAGUCAAAAUUUUGUUGAGAUACUAGGAUAGGUUAAAAAAAUGUAGCCUUUAGGAGGUUUAAUAUAUAGUGAAAGAUGGCAGUCAAUAAACCAGCAACUGUAGUACUGUGAUAUGUGUUGUAAAGUUGUCACAGCCUGAUACCUUGUUCAGUUGAUUUCUUCUAUGCAACUCAUAGGUCAGUGUAAAAUUUAAAUACCUCAUUUCUUCCAGUUCAGGGAAGGCAUUAAACACAAAGUAUAGGACAACAAUUUAAAACUCAGGCAAAAUACUUUUGUUUAAUGAUAACAAUAAAGAAUAAUUUCACACAUUAAGAAAAGUUGAUAAUUUUCCAGUUCUUUACUAUGCAUUAUUUUGUUUGAAGUUUACAAAUUUACAAGAGUAUUAGGUGGCCAUAUUCACAUUAUGUACCAAAAUAUUCUAAAAUAAAAUAAAAUUAUAUUUGACUAUGAUUUUAAUUUAUCUGUUCCAAAGUAUUUUAAUGAAAAGUCUCCAUGCUGUUUUACUGAGUGAAAAAGUAUUGGUUCAGUAACUUAGAGACAAAAAUAACUAGGUUGUUAAAUAAUCAUGUCUUAUUGUUUCUGUAAGAUCUUUGUCACUCUGAAGCAUUUAUAUAUAGGCUUAUGGUACUUUGACGGUACAACCACAAUGAUGAUUUUUAUUUUUAAUAAGUAGUUUUCAAGCUAAGCUCUGCUACUAACUGUGGGUAGGCAAUACUGGUUGUCAUUUUAUUAAGAAAAGGAAUUAAGUUUGUAAAUUAGAUGAGAACUCAUGACAUGAUUCUUUGGAGGUACUAAGUAUCAAACUAAACUUUGUCUAACUUUGUAAUUUUAAAUUGUGAAUAAUAGUAUAGUUACCAAGUAACUUUGCUAUAUUCCAUUGCUUUAUAAAACAAAUGAAAAGUGAUGUUUCCACUAGGAGGUAGUAUUUCUACAAGUAGCUUUGCUCUGUUUCUUGGUAUAAAGUUGAAUCAGUCUUACUCUCUGUGUUUAAUUGUAUCAGGGGGGAAAAAAAAGGAGGUGAAUUUAAAGUUAA